AUGAAUUUAAAUGCAUUAAAAUUGUUGUUUUAUACAUUAGUAGUGCAUAUUAUUAAUCCAGAUAUUCCAAAUAGGGGUACAGCAAUUCUCGGAUGGCCUUCGAAUAGAAGUAAGUUUAAUAAAACAGUAUACGAUUUUCAAACGGAAUAUAAUCUCAAAAAAGUCACAGAAAAUAUAACUCGGGAUCAAGGUGAUGACUUCGGACAUGUACCUGAUGAAUUUAUCGCUUUUCAAAUAGAUUUAUUUCUUAUAUUACAGCAGAUGGCCUACGUGCUCAAUAAAAGAAACGGAACUGGACUCACGUACAAUGAAUAUUUUGUAACUGUUUGUUCAUUGCUCCCGAGAUGUUUGGACUAUAUCAAUAUUAAUGUCUUUCAGAAUUCAAUAACCGUAUUGUUAAACAAAAUGCAUAUAGUUCUUUGUCAAACAUUGCCUACGCAUUAUUUAAAAACUAUCAAUUCGUCACGGAAGGAUACAGAGAAAGAAGUGAUUUAUAAGGAAAUUGAGAGAAAUUUGAUAUAUUUAAUAUCAAUGUUGGAGGAUAAAACAAAAAUUAAUAACAACUUGUUUGAGCUUCUAAAUUACCAGAAGGACAGUAAGAAUUUUCUUUUCGAAGUUUACGGUAUCAUUGGUAAAAUCGAUAAGAUAUCAUGUAUGAGUAAAAAACUAGAAAGCCUAAAUUAUUAUUAUACCGUACAAAAAACGCUUAACGAAAAGAAAUUACAAAAGGACGAUAACAGAAACAAUAAAAAUAUACAAUUUUUAGAAAACGAAAAAGUUUUUUUGGAUGUGAACAUAAAUUAUACAAAUAUACUUGAGAAAAAAUGCGGUUUGUCAAAAUAUAAAAUUCGAACAAAUGAUUUGUCUAAGUUCGAUGCAAUGCACGAAUUAUUUGUUUUUACAUUAAAUAAUCUCCAACAAUUUUUUACAAAUAGUAUAUUAAGCACUCAAAAUGAAAAUUCUCGAAUAACUGAAAAUGUCCUGGAAGAGACAGGCAUAAUAACAAAAAUGAUACUCGAUUUAUGUCAGAGUAUCUCUUACAUUCUUGUUUUUUUUAAAGAAAAUAAGUUUAAAGACGACCCGAAAAUGUUCAACGUUUAUUUUACGUUCUGCUUCGACUUUACGGAAUACGCCAAUACGCGUUGCAUCAGUGCUUUUCACAGUACUCUAGAUGCUAUCCAUUUCAAGGAGGAGAGAUCAAAUUGCUUAUGGGAGUCGUUGAUAAACAUUUGGACGUAUAAUAUAUUCGUAACAACCACUGAGGUCCCGAAAAUAAAAAUCGACAAGUAUUUAAGGAAUAAAGAUUGUAUAUACUAUUACAGGAACUAUAUAACGACCCUCUAUGAUAGCAUCAAACAAUAUGACAAAGAAAUUGGCGUAUGGACCACGUUUCGGUGGUUGAGCGGUAAAUAUUUUCUUACCGAAAAUUUCGAAAACGUAAAUAUGAAUGAGUUAAAAUUGAAAAAUAUAAAUAUUAAAAACGUUACUAUAAGUUUAUCAGUUGCGUAUCAUGCUAUAUUACCAUGGNUAUUUUAUGUUCUGCUUCGACUUUACGGAAUACGCCAAUACGCGUUGCAUCAGUGCAUUUCACGGUACCCCACAUGCUAAGCAUUUCAAGGAAGAGAGAGUGAAUUGUUUAUGGGAGUCGUUGAAAAACCUUUGGACGUAUAAUAUAUUCGUUACAACCACUCAGGUCCCGAAAAUAAAAAACGACAAGUAUUUAAGAAAUAAAGAUUGUAUAUACUAUUACAGGAGCUAUCUAACGACCCUCUAUGAUAGCAUCAAACUAUAUGACAAAGAAAUUGGCGUAUGGACCACAUAUAGGUGGUUGAGCGGUAAAUAUUUUCUUACCGAAAAUUUUGAAAACGUAAAUAUGAAUGAGUUAAAAUUGAAAAAUAUAAAUAUUAAAAACGUUACUAUAAGUUUAUCAGUUGCGUAUCAUGCUAUAUUACCAUGGCAUUUGAACACGUUUCCAGUAGGCCUUCUCCAUAAUAUGAUAUUACAGCAUCUAGACAGAACGAUGAAUACGUACGUUUACCGAUACGCGCUAAUUAUAGAUUUGUAUUUGAAGCGCACAAGUAGCAGAGUCAAUUCUCACAUUUUACAAAGCAUACGAGAUAGUGUUCGGUGGUAUACGGAAGGGACAGAAUUGUUUUACAAAUAUCUUGAUUUACCUUUGUACACUGAUAAAGACCCACAGAAUGAGCCUUUACCACCUGUUGAAAUGAGUACUAUCAUUUUAAGAAUAAAACAUCUAGAUGAUAACGGUAAAAUAAAUGUUGACGACAUCAUUCCUAAAGACGCAAAAGACGAUUUUUUGAAGUGGUCCGAAACCGAACUUCCAAACAACGAUGACGAAAACCAUCAAUUCAACACGGCUAUAAAUACGAAUUGCAUGGACGCUAUGGACUACAUGAGUACAUUCAUUUCGAUCGCAGUGAAUUCUUUAGACAUAAAAUCCGAAUUCUAUCCUCCUUCUAUUACGUACACCGAAUACUGUCCGAAAAAUAUAUUUAAUGUUAAACCUGUCGAACACACCCAAAAGGGUAUUUAA
This is a messenger RNA of Cinara cedri, 2554 nucleotides long. The record is from the annotation of a GenBank genome assembly. NCBI's taxonomy places the organism in Eukaryota, Metazoa, Arthropoda, Insecta, Hemiptera, Aphididae.